Molecule: messenger RNA, 1172 nt
Organism: Penaeus chinensis
Lineage: Eukaryota; Metazoa; Arthropoda; Malacostraca; Decapoda; Penaeidae
Gene: slf
Exons: 4
Coding region: 16-789 (257 amino acids)
Source: RefSeq, a predicted model, not a curated record
UCUAAUGCGUUUCUAAUGUUAAACUGUGCGCUGACGCUGACUGACCUGUACCAAGCACGUUUCAUUCUUCCAACGAUGCGCACGUUAAUCGUCGUUCUAGCCGUGUGUGUGGUCCUCGCCGCGGCCCAGAGAGGAGGCAACCGAGGAAACGGCCAGGAUGAUGCCAAAAAGGGUGCUGGACGACUCCUUGCUCUCCCUGAACCGGAGCUCUGUGCCUCCCGACCCAAGCAAUGGCAGUUCGGAAACCACUGGUACUUCUUUUCCUGGGACCAAGAUCAUCCUGAAAUGAAGGGCAAGAAGGUCGACUGGCUGGAGGCCCGUAACCAGUGCCGCUUGCGCUGCAUGGACGCCGUCGGCAUGGAGACCAAGCAGGAGAAUGACAUGAUCUUCGAAUUCAUCCGCAGCCGUAACCUCAGCUACAUCUGGACAUCUGGACGCCUGUGUGACUUCAAGGGCUGCGACGAGCGCGAGGAUCUGAAGCCCAUUAGCGUCCUUGGCUGGUUCUGGUCCAACACCAACACCAAGAUGGCCCCCACCAACAAGCCUCCUCCCAACUGGGGCUACCAGCCCUGGAGCGACAAGGGCCAUACCGGUGGUCCUCAGCCCGAUAACGCCGAGUUCGACAUCAACCAGACCUCCGAAUCGUGCUUGGGCGUCCUCAACAACAUCUACAAUGAUGGUGUCAAAUGGCACGAUAUUGCUUGCUACCACAAAAAGCCUUUCGUCUGCGAAGACAGUGACCUUCUGCUAAACUACGUCAGGAGUCAAAACCCGGGGCUUAAUCUUUAAAAAGCCAACUGCCACUUCAGUUUAUUGUAAUGUUAUAGUGACUUUUUACUUAUCUAUUAUAAACAAACAAAUAGACAAAUAAAAAAUGGUACCAAAUGAAAAUCCGACAUCAUUAUAAUAUCAGUUUGGAGCCGCUGAUCUCUAAAUAUGGCAAGUGGCAUUCAAAGAAAGGAAGAAAGUGAAUAAUGGGUUGACCCCAGUGCCAUUUAUAUCAGUUCAGAUUUGAAGCCAAAAAGAUUAUAAGUGACAUACCAAGAAAAUGUCGCUGAGAAAAUGUCGAAGAAAAAGUUACGUUAACUGAAAAAAGAAAAAAAAUCGUCUGAUAUUUAUUGCCUAAAGUAUUAUUGUAAAGAUGUUUACAAUACACUAAAUUGAAAAAGAAA